AUGGGUUCUGAAAAUACUGAUCUUCCAGUCAUAGAUUUGUCCAAGGAAGCUGCAUUACAACCAGGCAGUCCAGAGUGGGAUUUGGUGAAAGUUAAAGUGAGAGAUGCACUCAAGGAGUUUGGCUGCUUCAAGGCUUUGUACAACAAAGUUCCAUUAGAGCUUCAAAGCUCCUUCUUUGGUGGUGCAGUUGAAGAGCUUUUUAACCUUCCUAGUGAAAUAAAGCAGAGAAAUGUCUCUAAAACUAUGUUACAUGGUUAUAGGGAGUCCAACCCUAUGGUGCCAUUGCUUGAGAGCUUGGGCUUUGAUGAUCUUGAGGUUUUUCAAGAGGUUGAAAACUCCAUUAACAAGUUAUGGCCUCGAGGGAAACCUACUAUCAGUAAACUUUUGCAUUGUAUGGGAAAACAACUAGUUGAGAUAGAUCAAGCUGUUAGAAGGAUGGUUUUUGAAAGCAUGGGUGUUGAGAAAUACUUGGAAGAACACAUGAACUCAACCAGCUACAUUCUUAGGGUCAUGAAAUAUAAACCAACUUAUAGCACUGAACCACAGCCUGGAAUCAUAUGGCACACUGAUAAACACAUGCUAACCAUCUUGUAUCAGAAUGAGGUUGAUAGUUUAGAGGUACAGACCAAAGAUGGAGAUUCUAUUAGCGUCAAGCUAUCGCCAGACUCGUUCGUCGUCCUUAUUGGAGAUCCUCUCUAUGCAUGGACAAAUGGUCAUCUACAUAAUCCACUUCAUCGGGUAAUGUUGAAAGGAAAUGAGACAAGGUACUCUACGUCGACGUUUUCGAUCCCGAAAGCAGGUUUCACGGUGAGAGCUCCGGUGGAAUUGGUCGACAAAGAACACCCUUUGCUCUUUAAACCAUUUGAUCACUAUGAAUACAUUGAAAGUUACAGUCAGUUAAAACUAGGGAGGCUUCAUGGUAGCACCCUCAAAAUUUACUGUGGCAUCUAA
Messenger RNA from Tripterygium wilfordii, 951 nucleotides. Its product is annotated as probable 2-oxoglutarate-dependent dioxygenase AOP1. Bases 1 to 951 code for a protein of 316 amino acids. Lineage: Eukaryota; Viridiplantae; Streptophyta; Magnoliopsida; Celastrales; Celastraceae. The transcript is spliced from 3 exons. The record is from RefSeq and is a predicted model, not a curated record. Gene Ontology annotation, molecular function: dioxygenase activity.